CACUUUGGAUUCAAACCAGUCAUGAAAAAUUAUUUUCAAAUCACAUAGAUGGAAUCUAACUUUUCUACUGGAAUUUAGCGAGAAAUUUUUGAGAGGAAUGCUUCACACCGCAUGUUGCAUUCCUGUUCAAGGAUUUCUCCUGAGACGAUUGCCGUUAUGUCUUGCAUGCACUGUUGCUAUGGUUAUUUUGGCAAUUUACUCAGGUUACAGUUGCACAAGAAGUCGUAACAUGGAACAAUCGAGCAGUCAACGAUCUUUUAGCAAAGCACUAUCAAAUGAAAGCCCUCGAAUGAAUAUGGAGAACGACAGCCCUUGCUUAAAGGAUGCCUUUAAAGAAAUUUUACUCGUUAUUGCUUACAACUAUCCACUUUAUGACAGUAUUCCUCAUCUAGCGGCUCUUUACAGACCAGCUUUUCCUCAUUUGUUAUUCUGCGGUCCUCCUCAUAAUACAACACGUUCUGGAAUUUUAAUUGUCGAUGUUUACAGAGGUAUUUUAGGAUAUGAGUGUCUUGGUAGGGCAAUAAGGGAGCAUCCGGGAUACAAGGGGUAUUUUUAUAUAAACGAUGACGUCAUACUUAAUUAUUGGAAUUUCCUGGAUUUUGACAGAGGAAAAAUUUGGGAAUCUUCGUUCUCGUUUGGUUCUACGCCUAUUUAUGAGCCCGCGAACAGUAACUGGUACUGGUGGAUAUCUCCGUACGGCUUGAACAAUUGCCGAAGAGCUUGCGAAGACGUGGCGAACAUGAACUCGGGGCCGAAAAAACUUAACGUAAAAUAUCACAUAAGCGCUCUCUUUAAGAACAGUAACGGAACGUUACGAUGUUUCAGUGGCCGCUCUGAUAUUCUGUACAUUCCUUACAAACACGCCAAAGCAUUUUCAAUACUUUCAGAGAUUUUCUACGAAAGAAAAGUUUUUCUGGAAAUUGCCAUUCCAACUAUGAUUCGUUUCCUGGAAAAAAAUGACAAUAUCGGUCGACUCCCGGGCUACUAUAUUCCAGGAGAUGUACGCAAAGGUGACCCGCGAGUCACUGAUAGCAGGUUUUUCUGGUUUGUGUACUUUCCGAAAAACAAGUUGUGGUUCAUCCAUCCUUUCAAACUGCACCAGCACGAACUUGAUAGCAAAUUCAACAUGGUCAUGUUAAAAUUCAUUCUCAUAGAGAAAGUUAAAUCACUUACGAACUGCAGGCCCUUAACGUUCUCCAGUAGGAAACCAAAAAAAAAUUGA
This is a messenger RNA of Pocillopora verrucosa, 1222 nucleotides long. RefSeq lists its product as uncharacterized. Lineage: Eukaryota; Metazoa; Cnidaria; Anthozoa; Scleractinia; Pocilloporidae. The record is from RefSeq and is a predicted model, not a curated record.